Messenger RNA from Daldinia caldariorum, 1500 nucleotides. Its product is annotated as MFS general substrate transporter. Gene Ontology annotation, cellular component: membrane. Lineage: Eukaryota; Fungi; Ascomycota; Sordariomycetes; Xylariales; Hypoxylaceae. The coding region runs from base 1 to 1500 and encodes 499 amino acids. Gene Ontology annotation, biological process: transmembrane transport. Gene Ontology annotation, molecular function: transmembrane transporter activity. The transcript is spliced from 3 exons. The record is from RefSeq and is a predicted model, not a curated record.
AUGGAAAGCAAGGAAAUCUCCUCGGUCAAGACCGCAGCUGCAGCCGGCGACGACGUGAAGGCUAAGAGCACAGAUCAUAGCGAUGCUGACUCAACUCGUACUGAUUCGUUCGCGCUAGUCGCUGAGAAACCGAAGCAGACGUGGCGGUCCUAUUUCUGGGAUACGUUUGACAAGUCUCCUGAAGAGAGGCGGUUUCUGUUCAAGCUCGACGCAGUGAUUUUGACUUUCGCUUCGUUGGGGUACUUCAUAAAGUACCUUGACCAGGUGAAUGUCAACAGCGCUUUCGUAUCUGGUAUGCAGGAAGACCUUGGUCUAUAUGGUAACCAGCUCAACUACAUGGUUACAUGUUGGACGGUUGGAUAUGUUAUUGGUGAAAUCCCUAGUAAUAUGCUUCUUACCAAAGUUCGACCGUCAAUAUUCAUCCCAGCUUGCGAGGUGGUGUGGUCAGUCCUGACUAUCCUCCUCUCAAAAUGUCGUACCGCGGAGCAGAUAUACGUCUUACGAUUUUUCAUUGGACUCGCCGAAAGUAGCUUUUAUCCAGGUAUCCAGUACAUUAUUGGAAAUCGAAAAGAUGAACUCGCUAAGAGAAGCUGUAUCUUCCACGCCAGCGGCUCCAUAGGCAGCAUGUUCUCUGGCUAUUUGAUGACAGCUGUCUAUCGACUUAACGGCACCGGCGGUUACCGUGGCUGGCAAUGGCUUUUUAUCAUCAAUACCACGAUAUCGCUACCUAUUGCCAUGGCUGGAUUCUUCUUCUUCCCCGAUGUGCCGGAGAUAACUCGCGCCUGGUGGCUGACCAAAGAGGAGAUAGUACUAGCGAACAAGCGCAUGCAGCUUGAAGGACGAGCCAACAGAGGGAAGUAUACAAAAGCCACGUUCAAGAAAAUAUUCACCUCGUGGCACAUCUAUAUGCUUGUCCUGCUUUACAUCUUCUUCAACAACGGAGUGGGCUACGGUGGCCAGCCAGCUUUCUCUAUCUGGCUGAAAAAGGAAGGAUAUAGCAUCGCCGCCAUCAACUCGUAUCCUACGAUUGCUUCAGCCAUUGCUGUGAUAUUCACUUAUAUCUACGCCUGGACAUCCGAUUCCCUGUUCAAGGGUGCUCGAUGGCCGCCUAUGAUAUUCUCCGGGCUUGUGAAUAUUAUCAUCAACACGAGUCUUGCCGUAUGGAAUAUCCCUACGGGCUGGAAAUGGUUCUGUUACAUUGUAGGUAUGAUCGGGGGAGGAAUCAGCGGGUUGACAUUCGCGUGGGCCCACGAAAUCUGCGGUGACAAUAACGAGGAGAGAGCUUUCGUGGUGGGAGCUAUGAACGAGAUGGCCUACGUGGUUCAGGCGUGGCUGCCACUGAUUAUUUGGCAGCAGGUUGACGGGCCCCGGUAUCAGAAAGGGUUUAUUACCAUGGUCUUCUUUGGCGCUGGGCUUAUUGCCACUGCUCUCACGAUACGGGUGCUACAUCACCGAGAACGAGCUAAAAAGGCGCAGCUGGCAAAUACAGGAACUGCUUAG